This is a messenger RNA of Diaporthe citri, 336 nucleotides long. RefSeq lists its product as uncharacterized. Lineage: Eukaryota; Fungi; Ascomycota; Sordariomycetes; Diaporthales; Diaporthaceae. The record is from RefSeq and is a predicted model, not a curated record. The coding region runs from base 1 to 336 and encodes 111 amino acids. The transcript is spliced from 2 exons.
AUGGCAUCAGCAUCAUUCCGAGACCAGAUGAAUGCCCUAGGCUGGUCCAGGCGCGGGCAGGAUGAGCCCGUGAACACAUCCCAGCAGAGCGGGCUGCUAUCGUCGAUCAAGUCGUUGAAUCCAUUUGGCGACCGUGGCUACGUACGCCUUCCUACGACGGAGGGCGCCGGCGCUCCACUCCCGGCAGCCUCGCGGCGAGAGGAGGAGGAAACUUGGUUUGCAUACGGCAGCCGGCCCUACGAGGGCGCUGCUCGAAGCGCCGUGUCUCACUACCGACGGAACAAGAAUGUCUAUCCUUACCGCGGGCUUGCAUCCGUCACAACACAGAGAGGCUGA